Messenger RNA from Spinacia oleracea (spinach), 2241 nucleotides. RefSeq names its product rop guanine nucleotide exchange factor 12-like. The record is from RefSeq and is a predicted model, not a curated record. The transcript has 7 exons. Gene Ontology annotation, molecular function: guanyl-nucleotide exchange factor activity. The coding region runs from base 249 to 1922 and encodes 557 amino acids. Lineage: Eukaryota; Viridiplantae; Streptophyta; Magnoliopsida; Caryophyllales; Amaranthaceae.
ACCAAUUCUUUGCCAACCUGAACUAAGCUUGAAUUUUCCCUCUAACAAUUUUUCCUCCCUAAAAAAAAAAAAAAAAAAAAAAAAAAAGGUCAAUCAAGAAUUGAUUCAAUCUCUUCUUCAUCAUCAUCAUUCACAAUCUUUUUCUUCCUUUUUUUUUGUGUCAUGCACAAAUUAUUGUUCAAUCUUCAACCAUCAAUUUCCAUAAAAUCAACAACAAACACUUGCAGAGUUUAUUAUUAAGGAAGGAGAUGGUACGAGCAUUAUUGGAACAAGAACAAGAAAAUUACAAGGCAAGGUUGAACCAAAUUCGUGAAAUGAAUAGAGAGGGUAGUUGUAGUAUGAGGCGUGGUCAUUCACAAAGUAUGAUCCUUGAAAGUACAAGUUCAGAGGAGCUUGUUGAAGAUCCAAGAAGCACAAAAAGUUGUUAUUCUUCAAAGGCAGAUUUACCAUUGUCUUCUCAACCUAGGAUUGGUUCAAUCUUAGAGAAAGAUCAAGGUCCUGGUCCUCGUUCUAGAUUGACCUCUUGUGGUGGUGCUGAUAGAGAUAGCCUUCAAAAAGAUAUGGAUAUGAUGAAGGAGAGGUUUGCCAAGUUACUUCUAGGAGAAGAUAUGUCCGGUGGUGGAAAGGGUGUGUCCUCUGCUUUGGCCUUGUCCAAUGCCGUCACCAAUUUAGCAGCAUCCGUCUUUGGAGAACAGAGGAAACUAGAGCCAAUGGCACCAGAAAACAGGUCUAGAUGGAAGAAGGAAAUAGAUUGGUUGCUAUCUGUUACAGAUCAUAUUGUCGAAUUUGUUCCUUCUCAGCAAAAGUCUGCAAAUGGAACUAAUAUGGAGAUCAUGACAACGAAACAAAGAACGGAUCUUCAAAUGAACAUCCCUGCCCUUCGAAAACUUGAUGCCAUGCUAAUAGAUUGCCUAGACAAUUUUAAAGAUCAAAACGAGUUCUAUUACGUUGCUAAAGAUGCAGAUGAAGCAGAGAAAGGAUCAAAGAGAGAUGAUAAAUGGUGGUUACCUACAGUUAAAGUUCCUACUAAUGGUUUAUCUGAAGUUACAAAAAAAUGGCUGCAAUUUCAGAAGGAUUCUGUUAAUCAAGUUCUUAAGGCUGCAAUGGCUAUCAAUGCACAAGUCUUAUCAGAAAUGGAAAUCCCAGAAAACUACAUUGAAUCCUUACCAAAGAAUGGAAGAGCUAGUCUUGGAGAUGUGAUUUACAAAAGUAUAACAGUGGAGUAUUUCGAUCCAGAACAAUUUUUUACAAUAAUGGACUUAUCAUCAGAGCAUAAGAUUCUUGAUCUGAAGAACAGAAUUGAGGCUUCAGUAGUGAUUUGGAGACGAAAGAUGACCAACAAAGAUGCUAAGUCUCCUUGGGGUUCAGCCGUCAGUAUAGAGAAGAGGGAACUAUUUGAAGAGAGGGCGGAAACCAUUUUGCUGAUAAUCAAGCAACGAUUCCCUGGAAUUUCUCAAUCCCAACUCGAUAUUAGCAAGAUUCAAUUCAAUAAGGAUGUGGGUCAUGCACUUCUAGAGAGCUACUCAAGAAUCCUAGAGAGUUUGGCACACACAGUAUUAUCACGCAUUGAAGAUGUUCUUUAUGCUGAUUCUCUUGCUCAAAAUCCAUCUCUUGCACAAAAGAAGAGGAAUCCCUUAGCAGAUCUGAAGAUCACUUCAACAAAAUUCCCGAAUGCAGAUGAAGAGAUAGAGAAACUAAACGCAGUAGGAACACCUCCAUCUAUGACCCUCUCGGAUUUCAUGGGAUGGACUAUGGAUAACGGGGAAGCAGAUUUGAUGAGAGCAAAGGAGGGAGUCGGAAAUGAGGAACUAAAAGACACAUGCGACUUAAAAGUUGAAAAACUCGCAAACAUUUCAAUUCCUAAGAAGGUAUCCUAUCUAGAGACCUUGGGUGGCUUAAGAAGUCCAACAUCUCGCCAUUGACAAGAGACAGUUAGAUUACAUUUCGAAAUGUAACUUCGAUCUUGAGAGAUAAGUACAAGGGAGAGAACGAGAGAGAGAGAGAGAGACGGAGAGAAAGCACUUGUUAAUAGAGCAGAGAACUUGGUGUAGGGAGAUAUAUGAUCAAACCACAUGUAACUAAUUAAAGUUUCAUUUUAACUUCCCUUGUUUUGUGGUUGGGGAAGCUAAUGCAUUGGGUUUGACGCGAAAUUUGUUCUGCUUUCUUCAUCUUAUACUCACUUUUAUCAUGCAUAUACAAAAAAUUCUUUGUAGAAAUUUAGCUAAUUCAAGGUUGGUUCAA